GCUCAAUAGACUCCAUAACGUCCAGCAACCAACCAUCUCCCACAUCAAAUAUAGUUAUGCAGAUUGCUUGCUUUGGCAUUUUUCCAGAUUUGGAUAGGAAAGAAAGACAUUUUCCUAAGGUUAAGAAAUGGGAGACUGGUCCAUUCUUGGCCGCUUCCUAACUGAGGUGCAGAACCACUCCACGGUGAUCGGCAAGAUCUGGCUGACCAUGCUGCUUAUAUUCCGCAUCCUACUGGUGACCCUGGUAGGGGACGCGGUGUACAGCGAUGAGCAGUCUAAGUUCACCUGCAACACCCUGCAGCCUGGUUGCAACAACGUCUGCUAUGACACCUUCGCCCCUGUCUCACAUCUGCGCUUCUGGGUCUUCCAGAUCGUACUCGUCUCCACACCGUCCAUCUUCUACAUUGUCUACGUUAUUAUUGCCAAGGAUGAUAAGUUAGAGAUUGAGAAGAUCCAGGUGGUUGCCAAGCACCCUCCUGCAUGUGAAAGGCUCAAACAUGUAGGGGUGGAGGGUGGGGAAGCCGUGGGGGCCAGCAGCCCCUCCUUCAACUCCCACUAUGAGGAGGAGUGGGGCGCCCGGGAAGGGGAGUGUGUGGAGCAAAGCCUGCUGGAGGAGGACUUGAGGGAGGUGGGGGAGGACCCCACCGAGCUGUCCAGCCAGGUACUACUGACCUACAUCAUCCACGUGGUGCUACGCUCCAUCAUGGAGAUAGCCUUCCUGGUGGGCCAGUACUACUUGUUUGGCUUUGAAGUGCCUCACCUGUUCCGCUGUGAGACCUACCCCUGUCCCAACCGGACUGACUGCUUCGUGUCUCGUGCCACGGAGAAGACCAUCUUCCUCAACUUCAUGUUCAGCAUCAGCCUGGGAUGCUUCAUCCUGAACAUUGUGGAGCUGCACUACCUGGGCUGGGUCUAUAUUUUCCAUGUGUUGUGCUCGGCCUGCUCCACAUGUUGCGAGCCAGAGAGGGACCCUGUGGAACGCGUGGACCUGUAUCACAACCACAACCCUCUGCUGCUGCAGCUCAAACUCUUCCUACGAGGCAGGGUGGUCCUGCAGACCCCCCCUCCGAUGUCCCAGGAGAAGAGCAGUGGCAUCUUGUCAACCCACACCCCUGCCAUCUCCUUAGAGACGGACUCCACAGUAGAGUGCACCUCCAAGAGGAGCCCAGAUGAGAAAGAACGCACUAAGGCCAAACUGGUCAACAUGUCCAAAACAGGCAGAGGCAAGAAGUCCUGGCUGUGAACUAUCAAUCUGUCCUUUCCUUUAAAUAUUCUUCCUUUGCUUCCUCCUCUGAUUGCAUUUGUUCAUCUGACGAUUGAUUUCAUUUUUUUACAGUAAGACAGAGUACAAAAGCAACAGUCAUUUGAGUCUUUUGCAGUUAAUCUUAAGAAAUUCCCAUAGCACACAAAAGAAGAGAACCUAUAGUAUGCAAAAGCAUACAGACUACAUGCUCACAUUUCUGUGUACAGGGCCGGACCCAAGCCUUUUGGGGGCCCUUAGCGAGAUUUAAUUUAAAUGUUUUGCCCGAGAAGUGGGGUGAACCACUAACCAAAUCCUGCUUAGGGUCCCCAAAAGGCUAGGGCUGGCCCUGUACAAACAGAAAUGUGAGCACAUACAGUCAGUGUGCUUUUGCAUACUAUGGGUUCUCCUCCUUUGCGUGCUAUGGGAAAACUUUAUGUUUAAAUUUAAAUUUCCUGUAAUUCUACACAUUUUACCUUAGGGAGUAGGGAAAUGUUCCAGUUUUAAAGCAAGCUUUCUGCAAUUCUACACAUUUUACUUUAAGGAGUAGGGAAAUGUUACAGUUUUAAAGCAAGCUUUCUGCAAUUCUACACAUUUUACUUUAGGGAGUAGGGAAAUGUUACACUUUUAAAGCAGGCUUUCUGUAAUUCUACACAUUUUACUUUAGGGAGUGGGGAAAUGUUACAGUUUUAAAGCAAGCUUUCUGCAAUUCUACACAUUUUGUCAAUACUUGACAUGUUAAUGAUAUCUGAAUGAGAGGGCCCCCUGGAUCAAUGAGGUUCCCCCUGGAGGUCACGGUCCCUGGACACCUGCUCUGCAUGCCUGGUCAGUAUUUGGCCAUGAUUAUUACAUGUUUAGAUAACUGGCUAGAAUAACUUACUAAUCAAAAAAUUGUUAGCUGACAUGGCUAAUUGAAUGACUUUCAGUGACUGAUAGAACAAGAGAACAUCUUCUGAUGCACAGCCAAAUUUCUAAAUUGCACCUUGUGUAUUCUACUACUCUAACUAAAAGAAAAUGUGCUGCUUAUGCCUGGAGUGUACAGGGGUACAAAUGCAACCACCUUGGUAACUAUUCAUAUAACAUCUAUAAUAUAACCAAUGAUAUGGUUUCAAAAGGAAAUAACACUUGCCACUAUUACAACAUAUUCAGUGCAUUCGGAAAGUAUUCAGACCCCUCAACUUUUCUCACAUUUUGUUACGUUACAGCCUAAUCCUAAAAUGAUCCUUAACCUAUUUUUUCCAUCAAUCUACACACAAUACCUAAUAAUGACAAAGCAAAAACAGGUUAAGAAAUUCCUGCAAAUGUACAAAAAAACUCAAACUGAAAUAUCACAUUUACAUAAGU
Molecule: messenger RNA, 2584 nt
Organism: Oncorhynchus gorbuscha (pink salmon)
Lineage: Eukaryota; Metazoa; Chordata; Actinopteri; Salmoniformes; Salmonidae
Product: gap junction delta-2 protein-like
Exons: 3
Coding region: 128-1243 (371 amino acids)
Biological process (GO): cell communication
Cellular component (GO): connexin complex
Source: RefSeq, a predicted model, not a curated record